AUGCGUCUCUGCGGCAGCAAUAAGGUCGUCCAGCGCAAGCUGGUGCUCCUCGGAGAUGGCGCCUGUGGGAAAACCAGUUUACUCAAUGUCUUCACCCGAGGCUUCUUUCCGACCGUCUACGAACCCACAGUGUUUGAGAACUAUGUCCACGAUAUCUUCGUCGACGGAAUACAUAUGGAAUUGUCGCUAUGGGACACGGCGGGUCAAGAGGAAUUCGACAGGCUACGGUCGUUGUCAUACGACGACACCCAAGCUAUCAUGUUAUGUUUCAGCGUUGACAAUCGAGGAUCCCUGGAGAACGUCGGAUCGAAAUGGAUCGCCGAAAUAAACGAACACUGUCCCGGCGUCAAGAUCGUGCUCUGCGCGCUGAAGUGCGAUCUACGGGAAGAGCUCGAGAAAGAAGACGACGACGAGCCGAGUGCGCCUCCGAGACCCAUGAUACAAUACAACGAUGGCCUGGAAGUUGCUAGACGGAUUGGUGCUCUACGAUAUCUCGAAUGCUCAGCCAUGCGAAAUCGUGGAGUCAAUGAAGCUUUUACAGAAGCCGCCAGAGUCGCACUCCAAGUCAAACCAGCAAAUUCGAAGGAAGACUCGAAAUGUACAAUCAUGUGA
Molecule: messenger RNA, 612 nt
Organism: Capronia epimyces CBS 606.96
Lineage: Eukaryota; Fungi; Ascomycota; Eurotiomycetes; Chaetothyriales; Herpotrichiellaceae
Product: GTP-binding protein RHO3
Exons: 4
Coding region: 1-612 (203 amino acids)
Biological process (GO): small GTPase-mediated signal transduction
Molecular function (GO): GTP binding; GTPase activity
Source: RefSeq, a predicted model, not a curated record